Messenger RNA from Pogona vitticeps (central bearded dragon), 11327 nucleotides. RefSeq names its product doublecortin like kinase 1 (gene DCLK1). Gene Ontology annotation, cellular component: neuron projection; axoneme. The record is from RefSeq and is a predicted model, not a curated record. Gene Ontology annotation, molecular function: ATP binding; microtubule binding; protein kinase activity. NCBI's taxonomy places the organism in Eukaryota, Metazoa, Chordata, Lepidosauria, Squamata, Agamidae. Gene Ontology annotation, biological process: neuron migration; protein phosphorylation; retina development in camera-type eye.
UGUAGGACAUGGAUGUUGCAAGCUUUGGCGUAUCCUCCCUAAAGGCGCAAGAGACUGAGGAGCGGUAGACCCUCCCGCCCUAAGCCCGCUUUCUCAGGGGGCUUCUUGAGGGUCUCUCAUCACCCGCCCGGAGGGAGGCUGGCGGGGGCGGCGGCGACGGCGGCGGCACCGCCCUCUGGGCGCGAGGCAGCGCGGGUGUGAGGAGCCGCAUUUCAGGAGGGACGGGCGAAUGCAAAUCACUCCCCGACGCGGCGUGAGAAGAAGAAAGGCAGAGCGCUCGCAAGCCCCGCUCACCAGCCAGUGGAAGGAAGGGGGGCGGGAGGAGACGCACAACAAAGCCGGCCGAGCCUUCUUUUGCGUUGCCAAGCGGAGCCUGCUGGGGUGGUCCGGGUCGGCGGCGGGCGGAAGCGGAGCCGGGCUGCUGCUUUUUUUUCUGUCCUCCGAAAGCCGGCUGAGGCGGCGGCAGCAGUAGUGGUGGUGUCCUCGCUCUCUCCUGAGCCGCAGACAAGCCGAACUGCCCGUGGUUGCGAGCAAGGGCCCGCGUGAGGUGUUCCAAGGCGCAGAUUAACUUUCAAUAUGUCCUUUGGGAGAGAUAUGGAGCUCGAACACUUUGAUGAGCGUGAUAAAGCACAGCGGUACAGCAGAGGGUCACGAGUGAAUGGGCUGCCCAGUCCAACGCACAGUGCCCACUGCAGCUUCUACCGAACCCGCACUUUGCAGACACUCAGCUCAGAGAAGAAAGCCAAGAAAGUCCGAUUCUAUCGCAACGGUGACCGGUAUUUCAAGGGGAUUGUAUAUGCCAUUUCUCCUGAUCGGUUUAGAUCUUUUGAGGCCCUGCUGGCUGAUCUGACCCGAACUCUCUCUGAUAAUGUUAAUUUGCCCCAGGGUGUGAGAACAAUCUACACUAUUGAUGGAGCAAAGAAGAUUACCACCUUAGACCAGCUGGUGGAAGGAGAGAGCUAUGUGUGUGGUUCAAUAGAGCCCUUCAAGAAGCUGGAAUACACAAAGAAUGUAAAUCCUAAUUGGUCGGUGAAUGUUAAAACCACCUCGACUUCCCGCACAGUGCCCUCUCUUGCCACGGCCAAAGGAGGCCCUUCAGAUGCAAAGGAGAACAAAGAUUUCAUUAGGCCUAAACUGGUCACAAUCAUCCGGAGUGGUGUGAAGCCACGUAAAGCAGUCCGGAUUCUGCUUAACAAGAAGACGGCACAUUCAUUUGAACAAGUUCUGACUGAUAUUACUGAUGCCAUCAAACUGGAUUCAGGAGUAGUCAAGCGCCUGUACACCUUGGAUGGGAAGCAGGUGAUGUGCCUUCAGGAUUUUUUUGGUGAGGAUGACAUCUUUAUUGCUUGUGGCCCUGAAAAGUUUCGUUAUCAAGAUGACUUCCUGCUAGACGAAAGUGAAUGUCGGGUAGUGAAAUCCACUUCUUAUACGAAAAUAGCUUCAACUUCACGUAGGAGCACCACCAAGAGCCCAGGGCCAUCUAGACGCAGCAAAUCUCCCGCAUCCACCAGCUCAGUUAAUGGAACUCCUGGUAGCCAGCUGUCUACUCCCCGCUCUGGGAAGUCUCCAAGCCCUUCUCCCACCAGCCCAGGAAGCCUGCGGAAACAGAGGAGCUCUCAACACAGUGGCUCCUCCACCUCAUUAGCAUCCACCAAAGUCUGCAGCUCCAUGGAUGAAAAUGAUGGACCUGGAGAAGAAGUGUUGGAGGAAGGGUUCCAGGUUCCAGUCUCUAUAGCAGAGAGAUAUAAAGUUGGUCGGACUAUAGGAGAUGGAAAUUUUGCCAUUGUAAAGGAAUGCAUCGAAAGGUCAACUGGUAGAGAAUAUGCCCUGAAGAUCAUCAAAAAAAGUAAAUGUAGAGGAAAAGAGCAUAUGAUCCAGAAUGAAGUAUCUAUUUUAAGAAGGGUCAAGCAUCCCAAUAUUGUUCUUCUGAUUGAAGAGAUGGACAUGCCCACUGAACUGUACCUGGUCAUGGAGCUUGUAAAGGGUGGAGACCUUUUUGAUGCCAUUACUUCCACAAACAAAUAUACAGAACGGGAUGCCAGUGGGAUGCUAUAUAAUCUGGCCAGUGCUAUCAAAUAUCUCCAUAGCCUGAACAUUGUUCACAGGGAUAUUAAGCCUGAAAAUCUACUGGUUUAUGAACACCAAGAUGGAAGCAAGUCUCUGAAACUGGGAGAUUUUGGGCUGGCCACCAUAGUUGAUGGACCUCUUUACACUGUCUGUGGGACACCUACUUACGUAGCACCAGAAAUCAUUGCAGAAACUGGAUAUGGCUUGAAGGUGGACAUCUGGGCUGCUGGUGUGAUUACUUACAUCCUGCUUUGUGGCUUUCCUCCAUUUCGUGGAAGUGGAGAAGAUCAGGAAGUCCUAUUUGACCAAAUUUUGAUGGGACAAGUAGAUUUCCCAUCUCCAUAUUGGGAUAAUGUUUCUGACUCUGCAAAGGAACUUAUUACGAUGAUGCUUCAGGUAGAUAUAGAUCAGCGAUUUUCAGCUUUGCAAGUCCUUGAACACCCGUGGGUUAAUGAUGAUGGCCUUCCAGAGAAUGAGCAUCAGUUGUCAGUAGCUGGGAAGAUAAAAAAGCAUUUCAAUACAGGCCCUAAGCCUAACAGCACAGCUGCUGGAGUUUCUGUUAUAGCAACCACCGCUCUUGAUAAGGAGAGGCAGGUUUUCCGACGAAGACGCAACCCGGAUGUGAGGGGCCAUUACAAGUCACAGCAAGCACCUCCUGAACUCAAUUCUGAAUCAGAAGACUAUUCACCAAGUUCAUCUGAGACUGUUCGCUCACCUAAUUCACCCUUUUAAUAAACCAGUUCUGCUGAAGGUCUUGGCUUAACCCUUUGAAAUUCUGAAAACAAACAUGGAAAAAUCCUCCAAACUUGUGUGUAACUUUCAUUUCAUUUUGUUCUCUUAUCAAUUGCUUGAUGAGGGAAACAAAAAAGGGGGUGUUUAUGGUAUCUUUGUAAUAAUGAUUUGCUAAAUGACUGAAAUUCUCUCUGUUUUCCGUCUCGAUUGUGACUUGCUGCUAAUAUGAUCCUCAAAGGGUUAAGACUAUUUUGCUUUUUUAGAAGUAUAUAUAAAUAUAUAUAUAUAAUUUUCAAAAGGGGAUAGAAGCAAUGAAUGUUUUCAUCAGUUGAGCUAGAAGCUACUAUAUGUGGCUUGAGCCUAUGUUAACCCUCUGAGUGCAUAAUCUUAAAUUGCAUUUAAAUUUGCCCAAAACAGGGUUUUAAUAUCAACACAUUGUCCUACAGCUCUUUACUCAGUUGUCUUACCAAUAUUCUACAUAAUUGCAGUAGAUGGAGAAUGAUUUCUGUAGAAUCUCUUUUUAUGCACUUAUUGCAUAAAAGUCACUCAGUAGUCAUUAGCACUUAAAAAAACCAUACACCCACAACUUUGUUUUAUAAUGAGGACCUAAAUUUUUUGUACAGGUCAGGAUACUAGGGAAUCCCAUUGCUAAGUAUUUCUGAAAAAUUUGCUUUCUAAUCUUACGCAAUGGUGUCUAGAAAAUCUAGCUAUUACCAUGCUAUAUUCUACAGUGGUUACAUCACUGUACAGUACUUGAUUCUACCCAUCCACUCACUGGCAGUAGAACUGCCUAAUAUUACUCUAUAAAGUCUUGUAGUGGUCAUCACAAAACAGAUGUCUGCAGUUCCCUGCUUGCUGGUUAUAAAGCUGUUUCUUAACAUCCUGAAUAUUGAGAACAUGUAGAAUCUUACUUUCUUCAUAUUUUAUCCAUUUAUAUGCCCAGAGGGUACAUGCAGAGGUCACAUUUGGAAGGCAGCAAUAAACACAAUCAGUUUUUAUAUAUCAUGGAUCCUCUCUCCAUUAUUACAUACAAUAUAUUCUUCCUCUAUUAUUUUCAUGCUACCCCUGUUGCGACGGAUUAUCUUCAUAAUAUUGGGAAUACUGUAACGAAGUAGACAUUGUAUAUUACGCAAGAUGCUUGAAAUUUCAAAUCUUAAUAUAACCUUUCUUAACAUUUUUUUUUAAAAAAUAUCAGGCUUUAAACCCAUUGUGAGGCUUACAAAAAACAGAACAGUUGACAUCAGUGGGACUUUUUUUAUUAUUUGUAAUUAGCAAGCCACAUGCAUUUCAAUGGCCAAAAUCCUGUUCUGUUUCACAAUGCAUGCAAUGGCCUAUUCUGUGUGGUUGUUUGUUUGUUUGUUUUAAAAUGGUGUUAGCCAGGGCAUCUUCACUACUCCCUUUCACACAGAGAAGCCCCAUUGCUGUCCAAGAUCUUUGGUUUGCAUAAUUGCAAACUAAAGUUAAGGUGUUCCACCUUAGAGUUGUUCUGUUCUGUUUCCCAACAGGAUUCUGCCCAUUGAGUCUACUUUGAAUAGGAUUAACACUGGAUGCAGCUUUUCCCAAUCUAGUGGGCUUGCGUUCUUCUACUGGCUGGGAAUACUAGGAAUUGUACUACAAUAUAUCUGAAGGACACCAUGUUGGGAAACGCUGACCUAGAGUGCUUGUCUGACAUUUGCCAGAUUUUAGUGUAAGAGUAUGUGUAUGGAACCUAGCAAAUAGAAGGAAAAAAUCAGAAGUAAAUGUUCUAUCAGUCUUUUGAAGACACAGUUUAAUUACAUCAAGCAUUUAAACUUUUUUAUAUAGUUUUGGUUCUAAAAUAUAAAAAUGCUUGUAAAAAAGGAAUUUGUCCAUUUGCACAUUAACUCACAUUUACUUUAUUUCAUCUUAUUUUAAAACAUGAUUCUUAAGUAUAUUUGUGAGAGAAGUUGAUUCUUAAGUAUAUUUGUGAGAGAAGAUUUCAGGGCAGAGAUGGACAGGGUGAGGUCGACAAGGGUAUAGGACAAACAUUGUUGAAAUGCAUGAGCCCUGGCCAACUGAGAGGGAUGGUGGGAGUCGCAGUUUAACAACAUCUAGAAAAUCACUUAUUCAUACUUUAUGAUAUUGAAGGAUACAGAUUGUAUUUGUCUUCAGCAUCUGGGAUAUUGAAACAAAAUGUCACAUUGAAUUUUUAGAUAUUUUGAUCUGAGAUUUGAGAAACGGAGUGGGAGGAAUCAUAAAGGUUGUGAUAUCGUUGGCAUUUAAACUAUUCAUGUUCAGCUGAGGUUGAUGGGAUUCAAACAGCUGCAACAGUGGAGAGGAUUUUGGUCUAUAGAAUGCAAACCAUUGGCCUGUAUACAUUUAGUGCACUGUCAUAUGAUUGAGAUCAAACCUGCUGGAACCAUCUCUGCCAAGUAGAUUGUCAUUUUCAUCAUAGACAUUCAUUCUGAAGGUGAGUUGUAUGGGGCCUAAACCUAUACUUUAUCCAUUUAUAGCCUGGUAUAACACUGAGGCUUAAGAGAGUUUGUGCACACUGCUGACCUUAAAUGAGAAUCUGUGCUUUGGGGAAUCGGGAGCAAUCCAAGUCACCUACUGCAAGGAAAAGAUGGUUGGGUAGCAAAAGCAGGCACAUUCAUAUGCGUAUAUGCAAGCCUAGUAAUCAUAUCAUAUAUAUUAGUAGGUGGAGAAGGUGCAUGAGCCUAAAGCUUUCAUUGUAUUGGUAACCUAUGCAUCUGGACUAGAGGCAGGCACUUAGCGUGUUUCGGCACUGUGGCACAGUUCAGCAGAGCAGGCCCAUAGGUGUUAUGUGGGCACCCUGGAUUCCACUCCCUGCCUUUUGCAGGCAGUGUCGUGGGCUUCUCUGCCACACCGCCUCCUCUGAGUGGGUGGCUGAGGGAGGUGGUGGUGCACAGAAUCUGGGGCCCCCAAACACCUAUGGGCCCAAUCUGCUGAACCAUGCCAAAGUGCGGUAAAUCCCCAUCUUUAAUCUGGACUAUGUAUGAAACAGCUUUUCACAAAGCUUGCAAAGGUUACAUGUUUGGACUACAACUCCCAGAAUCAAAUUUUGAAUUAGGACUCCCAGAAUUGUCUAUACUGUCUGAGGGAUUCUUGGAUUUGUAAUUCAAAAAAUAACUUUUCCUACAUCCAGCUCUUUGUCUCCUAGUUUAUCAUGUUGAUAGUUUUAGCAAUAUCAGUAAAAAUCACUCUUUCCUCCCAUGACUUAUUAAUGUUUUCACAUGAUCAAAAAUGCAAACAAAUUAUGAAGCCACGAUUGCCCAUUCAGACAGUUGCCAGCUAGGCAAAAUAUUUUAAUUCCUAUUUGAUUGGCAUUUUCACCAUAUUGAUUCCUGUUCACUUCAGGUAUGCUUCACUAAGUAGGACUUUCCAUGGAAUGUUGAUGGACGGGCUUCUGAUCCAAUUUACCAUCUUUGGCCAUAGAGGAGGAAGAUAGUUCAAGAUACUUGCUUUUUAAAUUCCAAGUCUUGCUGGAGAAAAUUAUAAGUACCGCUUUGUAUUAGUGGCCACAGGUUUUAUAAUCAUUAAAGGAAACCAGAGAGACCCUGCUAUCUGAAAAAGCCUGUUUUUCCUUUUGAACACCAUGGUUAAUGGAACAAGUAGCAUAGCAGGACUUAAUGCAGAUGGUUACCUAAACUAGAUCUGAGACCACUGCAGCAACUCCUAUGAUCUAUUUCAGCAGAUCCUGGCUUGCAAUGGGCCUCAUAUAACCUGCCUAUAAAGGUUUGUUAGACUUCAACAAGGCUAGCGUAUGUGUAGAAGGAACGGUAGAAGUUUAAAAAUGCAUCUUUCUAUCAUGUCAUAAGGGUAUCUUUUUUGCAUAUCUGUGGACCUCAUACAUGCACCCACAAACCUCAUACACAGAAACAUGCAGAUGCAUCCAUGGAAGGCAUCUGGCAUCAACAAUGUGUGGUACUUGCUGGUUCCUUUAAGGAAUUUAGCAUUUGAAAUCUUUCCAUAUAAUACUGAUUUAACAAACAAAUAAACUGAGGGGAAAAAAACCCAACAGAACAGCCCUCAAAUAUAGGAUGCAAUAAGAACUUUCAAGAACAUUUGAGAACUGAAACACUAAGGGCUCUCAAAAGGUGAAACUUCUGUCUCGUGCACUGACAAACCGUUGAUCCAAUAAAAUAAUUCGAAAUUCCAGAAUGACGUGCACUUUUGUCAGUUUUAUUUGGCUAUUUCUAUUCUUCCCCUGCUUAAAGGAGGCUGGUUUUAAAUAUAGUCAUCCUUAAGAGAGGAAGGUCCAUAUUCUGCUUCUGUCCUAUUUUUUCUCUCUCAGUUCUUUGCUUUGAGACAUCAGCAUACAUUUUUCUUCAAACAAGUGAAAAGCAUUUCAUUCUAGACAGGUGAGAAUGAAAGGGAAGAAAGAUCUUUCUUAGAUUACGGUAUCACUGGUAGUGCUCAGUUUCUUCCUUAAACGUAAUGGUCUUAGUAUUCUAAUUCUUUUAGGCACGGGAAAGUUAUGUACUGUUGAAUCACAUGUUGAUUCCACAGUUGCCAUCAAUUUGCCCCAAAUAGGUACUCAGCAGGGAACCACUGUAAGGAAGAUGAGAAAGGGAAAUAAUAAGUUUUUCACAUAUACUGUCAAGUAUGAAACAUCAAACUAUUUUUGUGUUAGACUCUGUCUUAGGGUGCUUGGAAUUAAAAUGCAGACAGCUCAAAAACCCUAAAUGAUAGUGCAAGCACAAAAGAACCUUGGAAGUUAUGAGAAUCUUUGCCACUAAAAGGCCAAAAUCCUACUGGUGUUCACAUCAGGUUUCAUUAACUUGCUGUGGCUGAUUGUGACUAUCUGUUGAGAUGAUGAACCAAAUUUUUUGUGUAGUCAGGCAGGUGAUGAGGCACAUGACUGAGACAUGCCCCAGCACCUUGUCAGCUACAAUUAGCUGCAGGAAGUUAUGCAGAUAUCAGUAGGAUUCUGGCCACAAAACAGUACCCUUACAAUAUUUGCAAUUCUUCAUUAGUUUUUCUUCAAGAACACAGUGGGCCACACAUAGUGUCCAGAAUCCUGCUGGCAUUCACAUGCUUGUGUGAAUUAAUGCAACUAAUUGCCAAGAUGCCAUGAUGUGUCUUGGACAUAUGCCUAGUGAUGAACCAGAUUGUUCAACAGAGACGUGUCCAGGACCCCAGCAACUAGUUUCAAUUAGCCACAGCAUGUUACUCAACCCUUAAGAAUUUCCCUAAUAGGAUUCCAGCCAUUUUUUUACACAAAUGAGUAUAUAAUUUAGAAUAUAUUCUUUAGGGACAAGUUUUAAUUACUAACUCAGUCAACUAUGUUAUUAGGUUUAUGAAUGAGGGCAUCUCAAAUGGUGAAGGCAAAUUUGUAUUGAUGGGACUGUAAAUGUUAUGUAGACUUGUUUAAUUUUGGAAACAUUUUGAUUUCUGUGUAUCACUAUAACAGGAACUUAUAGUGCUAUUCAGAGAUGUGCUUCUCUUCUAAUUUUAUUAAAUUGUAAAUUACCUCACACAUCCUUCAGCAUCUUAGAAAUAAACUUGCAUUUCUUUUUUUAAAAUGCACACUUUUUAAAAUGAUGGCAAAUUAAUAAACGACAUCCUUUUGAAUUAGUUGACUUACCCAAGUAAUGAGGCAAAGGGAUUGUCUCAUCAAUGUUUUUAUCCAUGUUUGCUAGUCUUGUUGAAUAAUCAUAAGAUUUAGGAAAUCAGUUAUAACUUGUAUGUCUUCCCCAUGCAACAAAUUAGACUUUGUACACACUGGGAGGAAAAGGUUGAUUUAUGGCCAAAGGGUAUCUGGAGCCCACAGAAUUGUGUGAGUGUUGUUAUGACAAGUCACAUAAUAUUCUUCUGCUGUACUAAAUGCAGUCCUGUGAUGUAAAGUGCCCAUUAAUAACAUGCCUUCCUUGACUUUUCUGAAAGGGAACAUGGCACUUUGAAAGAAAAGAGCUUCAUUUGUCUUGAUUAGAGGAAGUGAGCUGGCAGAAACCCACUCUAAAAAUGCUUUAUAUCAUAGUUGUGCUGCAUUGUGUGAAAUCCAUGCAGAAACUCCCAUCACCUCCAUUUUUUAAUAUUAGGGUUUGGGGGUGGAGAUGAAUCCAAGACUUAGCAUUUUAAAAAAUGUCUGCAUCUGUUUCCUCCUUGUGCUAUUACACCAAUUACAGAAAAAUCCCUCCCAUCCACCAUGUAUUUGCUACCAACUACAGUUUGCUAAUUCAUUUCUAUUUUAUUUGCAUUAAUUCUACAAAAUCUUCUAGAAGUUACUCUAGUGUGGUUCUAAUGUUCUUAAAGCAAGCUACUGUAAUGUUCAUAAUCAAAAAUGAUUGUAAAUGAAAGUGGUUGCCUGCACUAUGAGAUUCAUACUGGAAAUCAGUCAAACAUGUGGUUGAGUUUUGCUACAGAAUUUUAACUGAUUUUUUUAAAAAAAUAAUAUAUGUCAAAAUUCAACACCGAUCAAUUGACCAGAGUUACUGAAUUAUAAACAGUGGCUGAAAUCCUGUUGCUUAGCAUAAGAAAGCAUGGAUUCUUUAUUUGCCAACAAGGAACAGUGUGAAAAUUACACAUUUUCUUAGUUAAUCAACAGCAGUUAAGUCUCUUGGGAUUUACUUUCCUUACUCCUGUUCUUCUGUACAUGUUCACAGUUUCAUGACUGAAAGUUCAAGUGAUAACUUGCCAUAUAUGGAGCAGUCACCAUACACCACAUUUCGGAAAUAUAAGCUUCUUAUAACAAAAAAUAUUCAGAUGCCACAAUUCUUUAGAAGCCAGAAUUCUUUAGAUUGUUCUCAGAACAUUUUAAGAAUAUUUAUGACAAAACUUACUAGUGAAUGAAGGUGAUUGCCUACACUAUGAAAUUCAUGUUAAGAGUCAAAAAGUUUGCUUUACUACAGGUUUGGUUUUGUCAUUAUUAUUGAGAGAAUGAAAUUUUAACUGGUUGUUUGUUAUAGUGUGGCAAAAAUCAACAGUGAUGAAUGGUUUUACAGCUACUUUUUAAAAUUCUGGCUUGAAGGGAACAUGGCAGCAUGCUAGUGCUCGUGCACUUCUUGAUUAGUCCAAUUAGAGUGAAGAAGAGUUCAUAAUUUAUUUAUUAUUAUGCCCAAAUGUGACACUCUAGCUUAUCUCUCUUCUGACAAUCAGAGUCUCAAGCCAUGGCUUGUUUUUGGGAUGUGAAUCAGCCUGUUGAGGGGAAAACAAGACAGACUGCUAGAUUAAGAUGUCACCAUAAACAAACCAUGGACUAUAGGCAUUGCAGCUUGGAAUACAGUGAAUACCAGCACUCAUGCACAUUCUCAAUAAGCCAGAAUUCUUUUCAAAUUUGAAUUGGCAUCUAAAUGCAGUCAAUGAAUUGGAUCCAGACGUAGUCUUCCCUGGAGUAGACCCACUGAAAUCUCUGAGACUUAAGCUGAUUAAGCCUACCCAAUACAUUUCAACAGAGGCCAUUUUACAUGAGCUAUUAUUUGAGUGUUGAGUGAUCAAGUAAUGUGUAUGCAUGUCUGAAGCAGCACUGAGUAGCAGGUCAUACUGGUGCUAAAUAAAAUAUCAAACAUGUUGAAAUGAAUGUGUGUCACUUUUUGGACCCCCUGCUGCACUUCAUGUUAUAUCAGAUCAUCUAAAGUAAAUAAAUGAUACUGUAUGUUGAGGGCAGUGCAUGCCUAUUUCAUUCUGAUUCAUUCAGAAUAGUAGGAAAUAAAUAAGAUUUCAUGUUACGGAUGUAUAUUAGCAAAACCAUUUACAAAACAUAAAUUUCUGAGCACUUACCUUCAAAAACUGUUUUGAUUACUUGUACUCAGAGGGUUAACACAAAAGCACAAGGCAUGCUGAUCACAUUGGGUAUAAACUGCUUUGCUAUUUUAGUCAGUGUGUGCUAUGUACUCUUCUCUAAUUCUCCCCUCUCUUUUUUCCCUUUCAAAACAAUCCUGGAAAUUUUCAGGUUCGAAAUAACUUCAGUUAUGGUGUUUGAGUCUUUCUAUACCCAAAAUGAUCUUAUUUAAGUUUUUCUUUUUCACAAAAAAAUAUACAGCAUUAAUACAGUGUAAGUCUUUCACUAUGAAUGUGAAUAAUACUGCAGGCAAUUCCAGAUACUUUUUUUAAGUGCUUAAACAGAGAAUAUACUAUGGUGGUAGCUUUGGUUGUGGAUGGCUGGAUCCUAUGCGUGUUUACACUUUUCUCGCAAGUAAAUAUUCAUUGGAUCGUAGCCAGAUAUUGUCUUUCCCUAUUGAUAAAGAAACAACACGUUAUACAGUACUUUGAAGAGAUUCCUGAGGAGGAUUUUUUUUUCAUUCGAUAGAGCUACUAGGUAGGGAAAAGCUAUAUCAUUACAUGUGUUGUGUAAAUCAUCCUUGUAGAAGAAAACUGUUCAAACUUCAUAUUUAAUGGACUUUCCCCCUCCCUUUCCUUGACAUUGUAGCAGAAACUUGUUAAUGAGCAACCAAUACACAGAUUUGCUUCAGACUGUUAGAGGGGAAAGUAAGACUUCAGUCAUGAUAAUGUUACUACUCUGCAAGUAACCCUCAUCUAAUUUCAGUUGUGGUGCAAAUAUACAACAUUCAAAGCCAAAUCCGUCAAUAAAACUACUGGUAAAAAAAAAA